Messenger RNA from Pseudovirgaria hyperparasitica, 1315 nucleotides. RefSeq lists its product as uncharacterized. The transcript is spliced from 3 exons. NCBI's taxonomy places the organism in Eukaryota, Fungi, Ascomycota, Dothideomycetes, Acrospermales, Acrospermaceae. The record is from RefSeq and is a predicted model, not a curated record. The annotation marks the transcript as partial.
GAUGCAUUUACUUUCCGUAUCAGAGAUUCAUUUCAUCAGUCCAGCCUCCAGGCAGCGCCAAAUGGAACAAACGAACAUUUUGAAACAGCCACCUCAUCCGUACCUUAUCAAAUGGAAGGAAUUUGAAGCCAAACAGCCUCUAUUCCCGCUAGAACUUAUCAAGAGGAUCACUAAACUAGUGGAGCUCGAUAAAGGCAAUUGUCACGUCAUGAACGAGUUGAUUCGACAAUGGUACAAAGAGAUUGCAAAUGACUACAUUGAGGAGAAUCAAAAGAUCAAUCCAUACUUCGGGCCGCCCAGUAACCUCAUGCAUCCUGAUAAUUCUUAUUCGAAUGAUAAAUAUAAUGCAUGGCCCUGUACAGCUGAGACACUAGAUUCAUACAGGGCUUGGGUCGAUAGCAGUAUACUCCCCGAUCUGGGGACUGUUGCUGAGUCCGUUUCAGCGCAACACCAAAUCAAGUUUGCCAGUCUAGGAGAACUUGGAGAUUCUGAAUGGCUUGAAGAAAAUCCAUGGGGCUAUCGUCAACCUGUUUAUAACAUGGGCUGCAAUCUAAGGAAUACGCUACCUGAUGAGGAAAAAGUUCAGGAAAUCACAGUAAAUUACAAAACGUUAUCUGAGGGCUCAGAAGACGCAUCGAAAGCCUUAUUAGACAAAGUCAUAGCUGUCUCGGACCGUCAUCCUAUCACCAAGAUAGUCGCUUUCGGACUUGGGCCACUCGACAGUCUCCCCUCGACAGAAUUUGCCUUUAAUGAGAAAAAAGCUUGCGUCUAUCAGCACGAGUUCGUCAUUUCCUUACAAGAGAAGUUAACAAGUAAAUACGACAGCCCAGUCCAGCUGGUAUUGCAGGAUACUUCUUACACCCCCGCGGCAAAGAAGGUCCUCGAAUCGCGGAACGAGAGCAAAGCUCCAUUCGUCACAUAUCACGAAGGCCUCAUUCACAUUGACGAUGCUACACUCGUCUUCUGGCAUUCCCUUGACGGCGCACUGCCUAUGCCACAGGUUUUGACGGGACUUCCUCUUCCUGCAGCCAUUAUUUGCGAAGAUCUUGAGAGAUAUAAACUGCUGAAGGAGGAAUUAGAACGGCAGGGGAGCCCACAUGGACGAUACAUCAUGCCAAGCAUGCAGCCUUCGCCGAGAAGCGAGAAGAUGUUCAAUAAGUAUGAUAGAUAUGAAGUUGAUUACAAGCUAGAUUCUGAUAGAUUGGGCGAGAUCCUAGUACCUGGUCAUAAGAGGCGGGAUCAUAUCAACACUAUCGACUUGUUUGUGCGCAGUGUUCGCGAAGACGUCAAUCCUGUGUACGUUGUUGCGAACUAG